CCCCUCACUGCACCGGGUCCGUCUGCACCGCUCGCCUCCCGCUCCGCCGCCCGCACGGCCCGGUCCGGCAUGGAGCGGCGCUGAGAGCCCGAGGCAGCCAGCCCGAAGCCGCCUUUGUGCCACUGUCGGGGCGAGGAUUAUCCCCACCGUCCCUGGGAUGGAGGACGCCGGCGUCCAGCGGGGAAUAUGGGACGGGGAUGCCAAGACGGUCCAGCAGUGCUUGACUGACAUUUUUACCAGCGUUUACACCACCUGCGACAUCCCAGAAAAUGCCAUUUUCGGCCCCUGCGUCCUGAGCCACACGUCCCUGUACGACAGCAUCGCCUUUAUCGCCCUCAAGUCCACCGACAAGCGCACCGUCCCCUACAUAUUCCGGGUGGACACGUCGGCGGCCAACGGCUCGUCGGAGGGGCUGAUGUGGCUGCGGCUGGUGCAGUCGGCGCGGGAGCGGGAGGAGCAGAACCUGGAGGCCUACAUCAAGAGCGGGCAGCUCUUUUAUCGCUCCCUACGCCGCAUCGCCAAGGACGAGGAGCUGCUGGUGUGGUACGGGAAGGAGCUCACCGAGCUGCUGCUGCUCGGCCCGGCCCGGGCCCCCGCCCGCACCAACGGCUCGCCGCCGUUCGCCUGCCCUGAGUGCAGCCAGCGCUUCCAGUUCGAACUGCCCUUCGCCGCACACCUCCGGUUCCGCUGCCCCAAGAGGCUGCACGGCCCCGACACCGGCCCCGCCGCCGAGGCCGCCGGCGUCAAGGACGGCGCCGGCAAGGAGCAAGAGCCCGGCAAGUUCGGGAAGCCCGGCGGGCCGCCGCACCACCCCUUCCCCGGGCCCGACGGCGGCCCCGCCGCCAGCACCAAGCCCUCCACGGACUUCCACAACCUGGCGCGGGAGCUGGAGAACUCCCGCGGCGGGCGCGGCGGGUCCCCGGGGCGGCCGGCGCCCCCUGAGGCCGGCCCUGAGGCGGCGGCCGGGAAGGCGAAGCGGCGUUUCCCCGAGGAGGAAGAGCGCGGGCCCGGCGCGGCGCGGGGCCGCUUCCCGGCCGAGCGGCCGGGGCUGCCGGCGGCGCCCAAGGAGGAGCCGGGCUGCGCCCCGCAGCAGCAGUACCGCGCCGCCGGCUCCUACUGCGGGCUCGAGGAGGGCGGACGCCUCUUCGCGCCGCCCAGCCCGGAGACCGGCGAGUCCAAGCGCAGCGCCUUCGUGGAGGUGAAGAAGGCGGCCCGCGGCCCCGAGCCCGACGGCGGCUCCGAAGAGGGCCCAGAGCGCGGCUCCCCGGGCGCGGGCGGCGCGGAGCCGGGGCUGUGCCCCCGCGGCGGUGCGGGGGGCCCGCUGGCCGCCCGCCUGGACGGCGGCAGCCCGGCGCGGGGCAGCGCCUUCAGCACGGUGCCGCAGCUCGGGGCCGGCCCCGGGGGGCCCGGCGGCGGCGGAGCCGAGGAGCGAAAAAGCGCCUUCUCGCAGCCCGCCCGCUCCUUCCCGCACGUUCCGCCGCUGGUGCUGGGUCCCAAGCUGGGCGGGCUGGGCGAGCCCUGCCCUGACGGCGCCGCCGCCCCCGCCCGUCUGUACGCCGCCGAGGCGCUGGCCGCCAAGCUGCCGGGCGGCGGGGAGGCGGCGGGCGGCGGCGGCGGCGGCGGCGGGGGGCUGCCCAAGCAGAGCCCCUUCCUCUACACCACGGCCUUCUGGCCCAAGAGCUCGGCGGCGGCGGCGGUGGCGGCGGCGGCGGCGGGGCCGCUGCAGCUGCAGCUGCCGUCGGCGCUGACGCUGCUGCCGCCGUCGUUCACCUCGCUGUGCCUGCCGGCUCAAAACUGGUGCGCCAAGUGCAACGCGUCCUUCCGCAUGACCUCGGACCUGGUCUACCACAUGCGCUCCCACCACAAGAAGGAAUACGCGCUGGAGCCCCUCGUCAAGCGCCGCCGCGAGGAGAAACUCAAGUGCCCCAUCUGCAACGAGUCCUUCCGCGAGCGCCAUCACCUCUCCCGCCACAUGACCUCCCACAACUAGCGCGGACAACCCUCCGGCCCCGGGAACCCGCCCGGGACCCCCGCCCGGGGGACCCCCGCCCCGCCCGCCGCUCCCACCCAUCCCCUUCGAUGCACGCGUUUCCACUGUCCGGGGAGGGGCGGGGAGGGCGGGGGAGAGGAGAAGGUGAAGAAGAAGGAAAAAGAGAAGGUAAAAGUUA
Molecule: messenger RNA, 2168 nt
Organism: Corvus hawaiiensis (hawaiian crow)
Lineage: Eukaryota; Metazoa; Chordata; Aves; Passeriformes; Corvidae
Gene: PRDM8
Product: PR/SET domain 8
Exons: 4
Coding region: 158-1990 (610 amino acids)
Biological process (GO): regulation of DNA-templated transcription
Cellular component (GO): nucleus
Molecular function (GO): protein binding
Source: RefSeq, a predicted model, not a curated record